This is a messenger RNA of Electrophorus electricus (electric eel), 3636 nucleotides long. It is a transcript of the gene dxo, whose product is annotated as decapping exoribonuclease. The record is from RefSeq and is a predicted model, not a curated record. Lineage: Eukaryota; Metazoa; Chordata; Actinopteri; Gymnotiformes; Gymnotidae. Gene Ontology annotation, biological process: NAD-cap decapping; nuclear-transcribed mRNA catabolic process. Gene Ontology annotation, molecular function: mRNA 5'-diphosphatase activity. Gene Ontology annotation, cellular component: nucleus; cytosol.
UUCAUAACGUCGUCUAAAUAGAUAGCUGCGACCAUCUUAUGUUUACAUUCAACUUUUAAAUCUCAAUAACUUGGAAUGUACUUGUUGAGCAAUGACAUUUUUUAAAUUAUGUUUGUGAACUGUGAGUAUGAAACAUAAUUCAUGUUAAGUAGCUAGCUAGCAAGCAAGCGCUGAUCGAAGUAACUAGGUUGCAUUGCUAACUAGCUAGCGAUAGCUACUUAAGUGGCUGGCCAAUCUUGACAUUACAGGUUUCUUAGCUAGCUAGGAAAUUAUCCAACUUGACUUAGUGGAGCUAGCUAGCUAAGUCAUCUUGUCUUUUUAACUAUCUAGCUAGAUAACUGUACCUACAGAUAUGGAGCGUGGCCGUGACAAACCACGCCACUCGGACCUACUGCAAAGCAGCACCCACUCCGAUUACAAGAGGAGUGGCUACAGUGGGGAUUGUUAUGCUCAUAAACGCGUUCGGUCCGGCGGUGAAACAUUUCCUUCAGUUCCCCGGUUCCUGAGUACGCAGAGACAGCUGUAUGAGCGCAGUUUUCCCGUUUACAAACAGCCCGUGGAAGUAGGAUUCUUUUCUUUGGACUCUGAGCGAAACUUUUUUAAUGAUUCAAGACAGCUCCGUUACUAUGUUGAGCCUGGUAAAAGUCCCAACUUCAGUCUAAGAGAUGGUUAUCACGACCGCUUCAUAAAAAGGGACGAGGGAGUGAAAGAGGGACUUGAUCAUAUGUUAAGGUGGAUUUUGGAAAACAGGACCAAACUCCAGUCAAAAAAUUCUGCAUCCUCCUGUGCACUAGGUGUAGACUUUGUCACAUGGCGAGGACACUUAACCAAGCUGUUGACCACUCCAUAUGAGACCCAGGAGGGAUGGUUGCUGGCCGCAUCCAAAUUCGGCGGCACCAUUUACAUCAGCGAAGUGGAGACAGAGGCAGCACGAGUUAAUAGAGAGAGUCGCACGGAGAGGCACAAGGAGAUGAUGUACUGGGGUUAUAAGUUUGAGCAGUACAUCUGUGCAGAUGAUAUGAAUGGUGUACCAGAUCAAGGAGGCGUAGUGAACACAAAUGAGGCAUUCUGUACUGUGGUCCAGACCCGUCUGUCUGACCAUAAGCUUCUCUUUUCGGGGGAGGUGGACUGUCGGGACAAAGACCCCAGAAUUCCUGCUCCAGCCUGCUACAUCGAGCUCAAGACCUCCGCUGAAAUCUGCACCCCUAAACAGCGCAGCAAUUUCCAUAGGUAUAAGCUACUGAAAUGGUGGGCACAGUCCUUCCUCCCUGGAGUUCCACAAAUAAUAGCUGGGUUUCGAGACCAAGAUGGAAUAGUGGUGGCUGUAGAGACGUUCCACAUCUCAAAUAUAUCCCAACUAAUCAAGAAUGAGUACAACUGCUGGAAGCCAACAGUCUGUAUGAACUUCUGUAGUGACUUCCUGUCCUUUGUUAAAUCUGUUGUAAAAGAAGAUAAUCCAAGAUUGGUACACCUAUUUGAAUGGGAACCACACAGAGAUGUGAUGUUCUCUGUACACAGAGACACUCAGUAUACGUUCCUCCCAGACUGGUAUGUCAACAGCAUGGAAAGCCACUUUGCUGGAGGCGCACAACCCUUAGACUGAACUUGGACACUGCACAUGUAAUGGCAGAAGCUGGUUAUGCCUUCUGGUGUGACAACGCAAGGAACAGAAGUGUAUGGUAGGCGUCUACCAUAUUUUAUAUGAGAAUAUUGUGGUACAGUCUUCUGCUAAACUACGUUUUGGGUUGUUUUUUUGUAUAGUCAGGCUUGAGUGGUUCUUCGUAGCGUGGUCGCUGGGAAGGACGGAUCCUGGCUUCCUCAGAGUUUAGAUUACUUGUUCCACAUUCCCCUUUAGGAAUGAUUUUUGUGAUGUGUUGUAAAUAUUUCAAUGAGCUGUGAAUGCCAAGACCCAGACACCUGUUGGCUUUGCUGUCAGAAAUCAGUUAAGGACUGUUUUGUUGUUGUUUAAAGGUAUGAUUGAGGUUUUAUGUAAGGUCAUCAAAUUCACUUAAAUCAUGGUCACCACCUAAUGAUAUUAAGCCACUCAAGAAAAACUAGUAAAUAAAUGCUUCAGUUCCUCUUUUAUGUCCAUAAACUGCACUGUACUAAAGGGCGUACCAUAUGUUCACUGUUCAAAUGAGGUCUGUAACUGACAUUUCUGUGUUAACUCAGAAGACAAGUGUAAAAAGUUGUCAAACUACAUUUUAUUACAAUUAAUAUGAUUUCAUUUCACAUUGCCCAAAGGAAGUAAACAUUCAAGUAAAUUAGUAUUAAAAAGAUCAUUUGAUGUGUGCAACUAUGUGUUUAGAUAUAAAUCGCUUUAAUGUUGUAUGAAGUCUGACUAGUUACAGCUUCAAUGAAACAUAGUUAGGACUUGAGACAAUGUAUGUGUCAUUCUGUUGGAAGGGGUAAGUUAUGUACUGAUAAUUCAGUAACCGUGGUCUUGCUUUCAGCUGAAUUUUAUGUCUACUGCCAUUACGGCAAAAUGCAUUUAAUGUAUACAUCAACUGAAAAUACUUUUCACUUUGAAAACAUAAAGUGCAAAAAAAAUCUAUUGCAUUAAUUAUUUUAGCUAGUUCACACUGACAAGUUCAUAAACUACUGUACAGUUGCAAUACCCAUCAUGCAUUUAGAAUAAUCAGCCAAGGCUUGUAUAAAUGCAACUGGUCAUCUGGAUGAAAAAGGCUUAAGAGCCUACUGUUCCAUUCUCUUGAAUUAAAAAGUCAUGUAAAUAUUAAUUAUUGUAGACACUAAAAAUUAGUCAGUGCAGCUGUUAACUACCACUUGCUCAUCUUCGAGGAAAUAUAAUCAUCUCCCCUUUCACAAGUAGUGAGGCUCAAGUAAGGACUGGAUACAGUGGUCUCACACCUCCUACAAUAAAGCAGUUUAAAUUUCUGUAUACGGAUUAUGAAACACUAAACAUUUUUAAAUUAUCAAGUUUAAAAACAAUUGUAGAAUAUGCAUUUGAUUAAAAAUGGCAAAAUAAAUAUUAAAAAAUUAAGUUUGACUGAAUUUUAAAAAAUGAAUGUCAAAACUAUGAUAAAUGACUAUCCAGUUUAAGGCCAUACAGUUGCUAAGUCCAUGGGAGUCCUGAGACCAGUUGCGAUUUAUUUUCCAAGAGUUCUUGUUAAAUUAGGGCUGGGAUAUUUGUGGCAAGAGGUUCUCAUCUCGUUAUUUCACUGAAAAACAUUUCUGGUUGAGAUGGAUAAUUUGAAGUUUUUUGGACCGAUUCUUUUUUUGCACAGGACAUAUUCAAGUGCCAAACGUGACGAGAAAGAAGGCAACACAGAGGCUUACGUUUAUUUGUGUAGAGCCAAUUUGUGAACCCUUUGUCAUUAAAGGAACAAUGUGUUGCAAUAUGUAACAUAUUUACAUCAUAAAAUGGCCAUGAUGCGUCACCAGAGAUAAAGGAAACAUGCUAAAUUGAAACAGGUUUCUCAGUCAACAGUGCCACAGCCAGUAUGUUCUUUGUAAUUUCUGUUACGGAGCAGCAAGUCUGUGUUCCAGCCCACUGCCCAUUAUCCAGUCUCUUAACAACCACGUUGCCACAAUGGCUAAUGUUCUCUUAAAGAGGUUAGCACUGAGCUCAGGUAAGGUUAGCUAGCCUUAACUAAUCAGUCAUGGCUACUAAUAGGG